AUGAGGCCUAUUUUGCUCUCGGGCCAUGAACGGUCCCUGAACCAGAUCAAGUUCAACAAGGAUGGCGACCUUCUUUUCUCGGUUGCCAAGGAUAAGAUUGUGUGCGCAUGGUGGUCUGCCAACGGCGAGCGUCUCGGAACCUACCAGGGUCACCAGGGUGCUAUUUGGACUGUCGACGUGAGCCCCAACACCGUUCUCCUGGCGACUGGAUCAGCAGACAACACUGUGCGACUAUGGAACAUCAAGACUGGCGAGUGCGUGAAGGUUUGGGAUUUCCCGACGGCCGUGAAGCGCGUCGCGUUUUCUCCGGAUGGCAGCAAGCUGUUGGCAGUGACAGAGAAGCGUAUGGGUUUCCUCGGCACCAUCGUCGUCAUGGAUAUCAAGUAUGGUGAUGGCAAGCUGGGCAACCUCGAGGAUCAGGCCGAUGAGCCUAGCUUGAAGAUUACCUGUGAGGACAGCAAGGCGACCGUCGCGGGGUGGAGUUACCUGGCCAAGUACAUCAUCGCGGGACACGAGGAUGGCAGCGUCAGCCAGUACGACCCCAAGACCGGUGACCAGCUGGAGAACGUCCAGGCCCACGAGUUCGACCACCAGAUCAACGACAUUCAAUUCUCCCCUGAUCGCACCUGCUUCCUUACUGCCUCCAAAGACAAGUCCGCCAAGCUUAUCUCCGCUCGCAACCUCGCCAUCAUGAAGACCUACAUCGCCGACACCCCCCUCAACUCUGCCGCCAUCACUCCCAAGAAGGACUAUGUGAUUCUGGGCGGUGGUCAGGCCGCGAUGGAUGUCACAACCACCUCCGCCCGCCAAGGUAAAUUCGAGGCUCGCUUCUACCACAAGAUUUUCGAAGACGAAAUCGGCCGUGUCCGCGGCCACUUCGGUCCUCUUAACACCAUCGACGUCCACCCCGCCGGUACCGCCUACGCCUCCGGUGGUGAGGACGGCUACGUCCGUAUUCACCACUUCGACAAGCCCUACUUCGACUUCAUGUACGAGGUCGAGCGUGAGCAGCUGCGAAAGUAA
This is a messenger RNA of Penicillium maclennaniae, 1023 nucleotides long. RefSeq names its product translation initiation factor eIF3 subunit i (gene tif34). NCBI's taxonomy places the organism in Eukaryota, Fungi, Ascomycota, Eurotiomycetes, Eurotiales, Aspergillaceae. Gene Ontology annotation, cellular component: cytoplasm; eukaryotic translation initiation factor 3 complex, eIF3m. Gene Ontology annotation, molecular function: protein binding; translation initiation factor activity; RNA binding. The transcript has 4 exons. Gene Ontology annotation, biological process: cytoplasmic translational initiation. The record is from RefSeq and is a predicted model, not a curated record. The coding region runs from base 1 to 1023 and encodes 340 amino acids.